CGCUACUUCUGCAAAAUUUAUCUUUCCAACAAAUAAAGAACUCCCCUUUCCGAUGGCAGCCACGACGACAAUUAAUCCAGAAAGCGCCGGCUUCAACCCGGCAACGAAGACCUUCCACAGCCUUCGACCGCCGAUUCACCUCCCGCAGGAAGACGCUCCCAUCUCCGUCGUCGACUACGUCCUAUCCAUCCGUUCUGCAUCCCGCUGGCCCGACUCCACGGCGGCCCUGAUCGACUCCGCCACCGGUCAACGAAUCCCUUACUCAGACCUCCUCAAACGGCACAAAUCCCUGUCGUAUUACCUUCAGCACGUCCUCAAGCUGUCCAGACACGACGUCGCUUUGGUAAUCUGCCCCAACUGCGUUCAAGUCCCGAUCCUCUACUUAUCCCUCCUCUCGAUUGGCGUCGUGGUCUCCCCGGGCAACCCGGUCAGCACCGGGUCGGAAUUCGCCCGGCUCGUCGAGCUGUCCGGCCCGACCAUCGCGUUCGCCACGUCAUCCACGGCCUACAAGCUCCCGAAGCUGAGGCUCGGGACGAUUCUCGUCGACUCGCCCGAGUUCGAGUCGAUGAUGACGCAUACUUUCGAUUUGGAUCUGAAUCUCGGCCUCGGUCCCACCCAGCCGAGUCAAUCCGACGUGGCGGCGAUUCUGUACUCAUCGGGGACCACCGGGAGGAUCAAGGGGGUGAUGCUGACGCAUCGAAACCUAAUCGGGGUCGUCGCCUUGUGCCGUUCGUCGGCGGUGGCGGCGGGAGAGAGGGCUUCUCCGGCCGUUUUGCUCUACACGGUGCCGCUUUUCCACGUGUUCGGGUUCAUCUACUCGCUGAAGUCGGUCGCGCUGAUGGAGACGGUGGUGAUGAUGCCGAGAUUCGGUCUGGACGGGAUGCUGAAGGCGGUGGAGGAGUUCGGCGUCACCGAUGUGGCGAUGGCGCCGCCGGUUGUUGUGGCGAUGGUGAAACCAGGCUCCUCGGAGCGGUAUGACUUGAGUUCGCUGAAGAGCUUGGUCGUCGGCGCAGCUCCGCUGGGGAAGGACGUCAUCGCCGCGUUCAAGGCCAAGUUCCCUGCGGUGGAGUUGGCCCAGGGGUAUGGUUUGACUGAGUUGACAGGGCCAGUCUCUCGAGUGCUUGGUCCUAAAGAAUCUAAAAAAUGGGGCUCUGUUGGGAGGCUUUACGGGCUUUUGGAAGCGAGAAUUGUUGAUCCCGAAACACAAGAAUUUCUGCCUCCUGGAAAACAAGGAGAGCUUUGGGUCAAAGGGCCAACAACAUUUAAAGGUUAUGUGGGUGAUCCUGAAGGGACCAUCGAUAACAUGGUUAUCAAUGAGUGGUUGAGGACCGGCGAUCUUUGUUAUUUUGACGAUCAAGGUUUCCUUUAUGUUCUGGAUCGACUCAAGGAGUUGAUUAAAUAUAAUGGAUACCAGGUUGCCCCUGCAGAGCUUGAGCAAUUGUUGCAGUCCCAUCCAUGCGUAGCCGAUGCAGCAGUCAUUCCGUAACCCUCUAUCUUCUCAUCCAUGCACAUAAUCGUACCCCGAUGAGGAGGCGGGGCAACUGCCAUUUGCAUGUGUGGUGAGGCGACCAGGGUGUAUCCUCGAUGAAAGAUCAGUAAUGGAGUUCGUCGCGAAACAGGUUGCACCAUACAAAAAGAUAAGGCGAGUUGCGUUUGUGAACUCCAUACCCAAAAGUCCGGCUGGGAAGAUACUGAGGAAGGACUUGAGGAAGAUGGUUUUGGCGCCAUUGCUAACAACUUCGUCGUCUAAAUUGUAGUCUCAUGAUUUCCAAAACUUUGUUGUUUAGAAAAGUGCUCAAUAAUUCAUCAUAAAGUUGAUGCCAAGAGCUGCAUAAUAUUGAUAUAAUCUAGUAGUUUAUACGAAUAGCAAAGUGCAUUGCCAACAUGUUCAUCCACUUGAUAAGUGGAGGUUCGAUUAGUGUCUUUACCUCGUAAUUACAAAAUAAGACUGUAUGACUGUGAGAG
Molecule: messenger RNA, 1965 nt
Organism: Linum tenue
Lineage: Eukaryota; Viridiplantae; Streptophyta; Magnoliopsida; Malpighiales; Linaceae
Source: the annotation of a GenBank genome assembly